AUGGAGGAACAGGGGGACUGGGUAGGCAACAGGUCCAACCUGGGGGUGGAGGAACAGGGGGACAGGGUAGGCAACAGGUCUUACCCGGGGGUGGAGGAACAGAGGGACAGGGUAGGCAACGGGUCCAACCUGGGGGUGGAGGAACAGGGGGACAGGGUAGGCAACAGGUCUUACCCGGGGGUGGAGGAACAGAGGGACAGGGUAGGCAACGGGUCCAACCUGGGGGUGGAGGUGGGACAGGGCAACGGGUCCAACCUGGGGGUGGAGGAACAGGGGGACAGGGUAGGCAACAGGUCUUACCCGGGGGUGGAGGAACAGAGGGACAGGGUAGGCAACGGGUCCAACCUGGGGGUGGAGGAACAGGGGGACAGGGUAGGCAACAGGUCUUACCCGGGGGUGGAGGAACAGAGGGACAGGGUAGGCAACGGGUCCAACCUGGGGGUAGAGGUGGGACAGGGUAGGCAACGGGCCCUACCUGGGGAUGGAGGAACAGAGGGACUGGGUAGCAAGCAGGUCUUACCCGGGGUGGAGGCACAGGGGGACUGGGUAGGCAACAGGUCCAACCUGGGGGUGGAGGAACAGGGGGACAGGGUAGGCAACAGGUCCAACCUGGGGGUGGAGGAACAGGGGGACAGGGUAGGCAACAGGUCCAACCUGGGGAUGGAGGAACAGAGGGACAGGGUAGGCAACAGGUCCAACCUGGGGGUGGAGGAACAGGGGGACAGGGUAGGCAACAGGUCCAACCUGGGGAUGGAGGAACAGGGGGACAGGGUAGGCAGCAGGUCUUACCCGGGGGUGGAGGAACAGGUGGACUGGGUAGGCAACAGGUCUUACCCGGGGGUGGAGGAACAGGGGGACAGGGUAGGCAACAGGUCCAACCUGGGGAUGGAGGAACAGAGGGACAGGGUAGGCAACAGGUCCAACCUGGGGGUGGAGGAACAGGGGGACAGGGUAGGCAACAGGUCCAACCUGGGGAUGGAGGAACAGGGGGACAGGGUAGGCAACAGGUCCAACCUGGGGGUGGAGGAACAGGGGGACAGGGUAGGCAACAGGUCCAACCUGGGGAUGGAGGAACAGAGGGACAGGGUAGGCAACAGGUCCAACCUGGGGAUGGAGGAACAGAGGGACUGGGUAGGCAACGGGUCCAACCUGGGGAUGGAGGAACAGAGGGACUGGGUAGCAAGCAGGUCUUACCCGGGGGUGGAGGCACAGGGGGACUGGGUAGGCAACAGGUCCAACCUGGGGGUGGAGGAACAGGGGGACAGGGUAGGCAACAGGUCCAACCUGGGGGUGGAGGAACAGGGGGACAGGGUAGGCAACAGGUCCAACCUGGGGGUGGAGCCCUGCUCCUCUGGCUUCACUACCCACCUCAGGACAAAAAUUAACUCUAGGGAGGAGGAAGAUGAGAAAGAUCCAGAGGACAAUGUGUCGGAGAAGGUUGAGGAGAAAGACGAGCAGAUGGACAGAUGGGAACAGUGUUAUCAGAGGAAGAACUGGAGGAACUAA
This is a messenger RNA of Oncorhynchus masou masou (cherry salmon), 1506 nucleotides long. RefSeq lists its product as uncharacterized. The record is from RefSeq and is a predicted model, not a curated record. The transcript has 3 exons. The coding region runs from base 1 to 1506 and encodes 501 amino acids. NCBI's taxonomy places the organism in Eukaryota, Metazoa, Chordata, Actinopteri, Salmoniformes, Salmonidae.